Molecule: messenger RNA, 2399 nt
Organism: Columba livia (rock pigeon)
Lineage: Eukaryota; Metazoa; Chordata; Aves; Columbiformes; Columbidae
Gene: VDR
Product: vitamin D receptor
Exons: 11
Coding region: 144-1499 (451 amino acids)
Biological process (GO): multicellular organism development; positive regulation of transcription by RNA polymerase II; cell differentiation
Cellular component (GO): nucleus
Molecular function (GO): zinc ion binding; nuclear receptor activity; vitamin D response element binding
Source: RefSeq, a predicted model, not a curated record
GCUGGGGGUGGCGGCACCGGGAGCGCAGAUCUCGAGGCAGUUUCCUCGUUGCCAGGAACACGCCGUGCGUGCCCAAGGCGCCGGGACCUGCUGCCGUGACUCCCGAGCGCCCGUUUCUCUGUCGGUGGGAAGUUGGUGUCUCCAUGUCGCAGCUCCAGAGCUCCUGGGAGAUGCACCAGCAGAAUGUGGCCUAUCUUCCCGACACAGACAUGGAGAUCAUGGCCGCCAGCACGUCCCUGCCCGACGCGGUCGGCGACUCAGACAGGAACGUCCCGCGGAUCUGCGGCGUCUGCGGGGACAGAGCCACCGGCUUCCACUUCAACGCCAUGACCUGCGAAGGCUGCAAGGGCUUCUUCAGGAGGAGCAUGAAGAGGAAAGCGAUGUUCACGUGUCCCUUCAACGGCGACUGCAAAAUCACCAAGGACAACCGGCGGCACUGCCAGGCCUGCCGGCUGAAGCGCUGCGUGGACAUCGGCAUGAUGAAGGAGUUCAUCCUGACGGACGAGGAGGUCCAGAGGAAGCGGGAGAUGAUCCUGAAGCGCAAGGAGGAGGAGGCGCUGAAGGAGAGCCUGAAGCCCAAGCUCUCGGAGGAGCAGCAGAAAGUCAUCGACACGCUCCUGGAGGCUCACCGCAAAACCUACGACCCCACCUACGCCGACUUCACCAAGUUUCGGCCCCCGGUGAGAAACAGCCCCAAAACGCAGGCGGCAGCGAGAUCCGCCUCCAUCCUCACCCAGGACUUGUCCUCGGAGGAUUCCACCGACCUCUUCAGCUCCAACGGCUUCGGCACGUUCCCAGAGUCCGUGGAGCCCCAGAUGUUUUCCAGCCUGGACCUCUCCGAGGAGAACGACGAGAGCUCCUCCAUUAACAUCGACUUCUCCCAGCUCUCCAUGCUCCCACACUUGGCCGACCUGGUCAGCUACAGCAUCCAGAAGGUGAUCGGCUUCGCCAAAAUGAUCCCGGGGUUCAGGGAGCUGGCGGCGGAGGACCAGAUCGCGCUGCUGAAAUCCAGCGCCAUCGAGGUGAUCAUGCUGCGCUCCAACCAGUCCUUCACCCUCGAGGACAUGACGUGGACCUGCGGCAGCAACGAAUUCAAGUACCACAUCAGCGACGUCACCCAAGCUGGCCACAGCAUGGACCUCCUGGAGCCACUGGUGAAAUUCCAGGUCAGCCUGAAGAAGCUGAACCUCCACGAAGAAGAGCACGUGCUCCUCAUGGCCAUCUGCAUCCUGUCCCCAGAUCGCCCGGGCGUGCAGGACACGUCGCUGGUGGAAUCCCUCCAGGAUCGCCUCUCCGAGAUCCUCCAGACCUACAUCCGCUGCCGGCACCCGCCUCCCGGCAGCCGCCUGCUCUACGCCAAGAUGAUCCAGAAGCUGGCCGACCUGCGCAGCCUGAACGAGGAGCACUCCAGGCAGUACCGCUGCCUGUCCUUCCAGCCCGAGCACAGCAUGCAGCUCACCCCGCUCGUGCUCGAGGUCUUCGGCAACGAGAUCUCGUGACCGCGGCGCUCGCGGGGAUGGGUCAGCCCGCGGCUGCCGAGGGCAGGACGGGACCCCCUCUGGAGGGAUUUGGGGCGCGGACGCUUUGGUUUCACACUACUCGAGGGCCGGUUUUGUCUCCUCAGCCACCGCCACCAACAUUUGCUCGAUAUGGAGCAGCGACACACCCAAAUCUGGGUGUUUUCCCCCCACUUUUCCGCUUCCCCGCCGUCUGCGAGAGCUGACUUAUCCCUUUAUGGAUGUUUUGGGGCCGGGCUGCCUCAAAUCUCUUACUUUUUGACCUGGAAAGUUGGGGUGUGUGGAAGAAGGGCUGGUUUUGAGGGAGGAGAUGGAAUCUGCAGCACUUGUCCCCCCUGCUUUUCAAAAGGGGAGAUGCCGAUUGUAUCGCACCUCGUGAAAACGCUGUGGACUGUGUCCCCACAUACAACCAGUUAAAACCAGUUCCCGAGCCACUGUGAGACUGGGAAGAGGCUGGAGCUGCCUGUGUCAGCCUGGGGGGGGAAUUUCUCAUCGACCCUCAACGGAAACAGCCGAAUGGGCUGUAGUUUGUGUUCCUGGCACUACCGCUGGCUUUGGGGGAGCGGGGUGACACUGCGCUGUCUCGGGGUGACACUACACCCUCGGGCAGGACCCCCUCACCAUGCCCCCCCCAGCCCAUGAGGGUGUCACGGUGAUGACGGCAGGUCCCAGCUCGGCUUUGGCACCUCGUGGUGCCUGGUGGCAGCUGGAAUUGGGGACCCGGGGGCUGCUCAGGGCCACUGUCACCCCCGAUGCUGGUGGAGCCGCCCCCGGGAGAAGGGGGAGCAGGGGGUGCCCCGAGCCCCGCACGGUGUCAGCGAGGGGGCCCAGCCCGCUGCCCGGGGCUGCUCCUGCCAAAUAAAACGCUGGUUUGGGAAGGGC